CUCUCUCUCUCUCUCUCUCUCUCUCUCUGAGGCAGUCAGUACCUGUGCUAAAAGCCAAAGAGCAGAAAUUUUGGUGUCGAGCCCGACGAGCCGUGUCAAAGAUCUGAGGCCUCUCUGCUCGACGCGAUUCGAUUGCGCUUCGACUUCUGCAGUCUGUGUUUGGAUUAUCUUCUGGAUUUUCUUUUUCAGUAGGUAAGGAUUCAUAAAAAAGGAGUCCAAAUCAAGCUGCAGUUCCUGGGAAGAGAAUCACAUCACCAAGAGGUACAUUGAAAUGGCUAGCUCAUUAAGGUUGUAUCUAGCAUGUAUAAGAAAUACACUCGAGGCAGCCAUGUGCUUACAGAAUUUUCCUUGUCAAGAAGUUGAAAGACACAAUAAACCAGAGGUUGAACUAAAGACCAGCCCGGAACUUUUACUAAAUCCUGUUGUGAUAUGUCGGAAUGAGGCUGAGAAAUGCUUGAUAGAAACCUCCAUAAAUUCACUCCGAAUAAGCCUCAAGGUAAAGCAAGCGGAUGAACUUGAAAACAUACUAACAAAGAAGUUCCUUAGGUUUUUGUCCAUGAGGGCAGAAGCCUUUCAAGUAUUGAGGAGGAAACCAGUGCAGGGCUACGACAUUAGCUUUCUUAUAACAAACUACCACUGCGAAGAGAUGCAGAAACAGAAGCUUAUCGAUUUCAUCGUUCAAUUUAUGGAGGAUAUAGACAAGGAAAUAAGCGAGUUGAAGAUGUCUGUGAAUACAAGAGGAAGACUUGUGGCUACUGAGUUCCUGAAGCAGUUUAUCUAAGGCGAUCUCACUGGCUAUGUAAUAAUCUGAUACAGUGUCACUCUUUGUAUCUUAAUAUAUAACAUUUCUAAUUUAUAAAGUCUUUUUAUUCCAA
Messenger RNA from Tarenaya hassleriana, 875 nucleotides. RefSeq names its product actin-related protein 2/3 complex subunit 4. The coding region runs from base 272 to 781 and encodes 169 amino acids. Gene Ontology annotation, molecular function: actin filament binding. The record is from RefSeq and is a predicted model, not a curated record. Gene Ontology annotation, cellular component: actin cytoskeleton; Arp2/3 protein complex. Gene Ontology annotation, biological process: Arp2/3 complex-mediated actin nucleation; actin filament polymerization. Lineage: Eukaryota; Viridiplantae; Streptophyta; Magnoliopsida; Brassicales; Cleomaceae. The transcript has 9 exons.